Molecule: messenger RNA, 222 nt
Organism: Aureobasidium melanogenum CBS 110374
Lineage: Eukaryota; Fungi; Ascomycota; Dothideomycetes; Dothideales; Saccotheciaceae
Exons: 1
Source: RefSeq, a predicted model, not a curated record
CUGACGCAAAGUUACACACUGCAGGGUGCGGAAGUUGGUAUUGCAAACGACUACAAGAAACGCAACUUUGUCAUCCGCGUUCGUGCCGAGGCUGAGCAAUUCUUGCUAGAGGUGGAAUCUCUUUCUGUCUUGCUGAACGUCAUUCAUGUUCUUGAGACAGCGAUCGAUAUCAGUCUUCCACUAGAGAACAGGAAAAUGCCUGGGUCAUCGAGGUAUCCACGC